GAUGACGUCAUUGUGCUGCGACCGUGUUCAACGCCGCUGGCGAAGCCAGGCUGUCCGAGGAAGCCGAGUGGGAGUGGCACGGAGCUGCUGGGGGUCCUGAGAACCUGAGUUUCGGCAAGCAGCCGGGUCUGGAAACUAAUAUUUUAAAAAUGACCACACCAAACAAGACACCUCCUGGUGCUGACCCUAAGCAGUUGGAAAGGACUGGAACAGUACGAGAAAUUGGGUCACAAGCUGUUUGGUCACUCUCAUCUUGCAAACCAGGAUUUGGAGUGGAUCAGUUACGAGACGACAAUCUAGAAACUUACUGGCAAUCAGAUGGUUCCCAGCCUCAUUUAGUGAACAUCCAGUUCAGAAGAAAAACAACAGUGAAGACAUUAUGUAUUUAUGCAGACUACAAAUCUGAUGAAAGCUAUACUCCAAGCAAGAUCUCAGUCAGAGUAGGAAAUAAUUUUCACAACCUUCAAGAAAUUCGGACCUACGGAAAAUCUCAAAGAAUUGUGCAGUGAACCCCAAUAUACUCAUCUCCUAAUUUCUUCAGUUGUUAAUAUUUUGCUAUAUUUGCUUUAUUACAAUAUGUCUAUCUAAUUUUUUUGUGCGUUUAAAAAUAAUUUGCGUGUAUUUGCCCAUUUCAUCCCAAUUACCAGUGUGAUAUAUUGGUAGAUUUAUCAACAUUUGCUUAAUUUUCUUUUUUUAAGAUAAAAUUUAUGCACAAUUUUGCAUAAUCUUAAGUAUAUUGUUUGGUGAGUUUUGACAAACACAUACAUUUAUGUAAUCCCAACUCCUGUUAAAAUAUAGAACAUUUCCACCAUUCCAGAUAAUUCCCUCAUAUCUAUUCCCAGUCAGUCUUCAACUCUAUCUUACCCUCAGAAAGAACUAUUAUACUGAUUUUAUAGAUUGAUUGAUUUUUUUAUCAUAGAUCCAUGUUGCCUGUUUUACGACGUCAUAUGUCAUAUGAACAGAGUCAUACAGGAUAUAACUUUUAUGCAAGGCUUCUUUCACUCAGCCUGGGGUUUUUGAGAUUCGUCCAUGUAGUUGCAUGUGUCACUGCUUCAUUCUUUUUCACUUCUGAGUUGUAUUUCACUGUUUGAGUAUACCACAAUAUAUUUAUCCUGCGUGAAGUUAUUAGGACAGUGCUUUAGUCCUGAAGUAUUUCAGAAGUAUUUUCAAUAACUUUGAACUACGUAAUUGUCAAGCUCUGGCUGUUGACAUUUUUGGGUCAGAAAAUCAUUAAGGCUAAACAAUCAUUAAAAUUUGGUGUUUCUGAGAGAUUUGGGAAGCACUUGUGAUCUUUGAAAGGUCUCCAGUUAAGUUAAUUUGUGGUCUUGGUUCUUGUUUGACUUAAUGUUUAUAUUAAGACUGUGUCUCUAAAUUUAUAUUUCUUAUCGGUGUUAGUAAUAAAAUACUUAAUACAAAUGACAUGUACUGCAUAUGUAUUGACAGAUAAGAACAGGUGAGGAUAUUGUCCAAGAUAUUUUUGUUGUUGUUUUGUCCUUUGAGAUAUUCAUUGUUUUUUUUAAAAAAUUAUUAAAUAAAAAUUGUAUGUAUCAUGUACAGUAUGAUGUUUUGAAAUAUGUAUACUUUGUAGAAUGACUCAAUAAAGCUAGUUAACAUAUGCAUUACUUUCACAUACCACUUUUUUGUGGUGAGAACUCUCAAAAUCUACUCUCAGCAAUCUUCAAGAAUAUAACACUUUGUUUAUUACUGUAGUCACUAUGUUAUAUACUGGAUCUCUUGAUUUUAUUCUUCCUAUCUAACUGAAAUUUUGUACCCUUUGACCAACAUCUUCCCAAUCCCUCUUUCCAUUAUAGCCCCUAGAAACUAUCAUUCUCCUGCUUCUGAGUUCAACUUUUUAAUAUUCCAUUUAUAAAUAAGGUCAUGUGGUAUCUAUCUUUCUGUGCCUGGCUUGUUUCAUUUAACAAUAGUGUUCUCCAGUUCCAUCCAUGCUGCUGCAAAUGACAAGAUUUCCUUCUCUUUAGGGCUGUAUAAU
This is a messenger RNA of Chlorocebus sabaeus (green monkey), 1990 nucleotides long. It is a transcript of the gene ANAPC10, whose product is annotated as anaphase promoting complex subunit 10. Gene Ontology annotation, biological process: protein K11-linked ubiquitination; anaphase-promoting complex-dependent catabolic process. Gene Ontology annotation, cellular component: anaphase-promoting complex. The record is from RefSeq and is a predicted model, not a curated record. Lineage: Eukaryota; Metazoa; Chordata; Mammalia; Primates; Cercopithecidae.